UCACGUGUGUCUGUCUGGUCAUCUCUGCGCUCGGCCUGCGCAGGACUGCGGCCACUGUGCGCUGCUGCUCGGAUUUCACAAACUUCUGCGGUUUAAAACAUUCCUGCGGGGAUUUCAGGAGCUAUAAAUCCCACAGCAGCGACCAAACACGCAUAUAAAGACCCGCACGGAGACCCUGCAGAGCUCAGCGCCGCGAAGAUGGCUUCUUACCCGUUACCGGAGGGCUUCACCGACUUCGACAUGUUCGCCUUCGGGUCCGCGCUGCUGGUGGGCGGUCUUCUGGGGUUUUUCCUGAACGCGAUCUCGGCUCUGGCGUUCCUCAGGGUCAAAGAGAUGCAGACGCCCAAUAACUUCUUCAUCUUUAACCUGGCCGUGGCCGACCUGAGCCUCAACAUCAACGGUCUAGUGGCGGCGUACGCCUGUUACCUGCGGCACUGGCCCUUUGGCUCUGAGGGCUGUCAGAUUCAUGCGUUUCAGGGAAUGGUGUCGAUUCUGGCCGCCAUCAGUUUCCUGGGUGCAGUGGCCUGGGACCGAUACCACCAGUACUGCACCAAGCAGAAGAUGUUCUGGAGCACGUCCAUCACCAUCAGCUGCCUCAUCUGGAUCCUGGCUGUGUUCUGGGCUGCGAUGCCUCUGCCUGCCAUUGGCUGGGGUGUGUUCGACUUUGAGCCGCUGAGGACGUGCUGCACCCUGGACUACAGUCAGGGCGACAGAGGCUACAUCACCUACAUGGUGACCAUCACUGUGCUGUACCUGGCCUUCCCGGUGCUGGUGCUGCAGUCGUCCUACAGCGCCAUCCACGCCUACUUCAAGAAGACUCACCACUAUAGGUUUAACACCGGUCUGCCGCUGAAGGCUCUGCUGUUCUGCUGGGGUCCAUAUGUGCUGGUCUGCAGCUUCGCCUGCUUCGAGGACGUGUCUGUGGUGUCGCCACGCCUCAGGAUGGUGCUGCCGGUGCUGGCCAAAACCUCUCCCAUCUUCCACGCCGUCCUGUACGCGUACGGAAACGAGUUCUACCGCGGCGGCGUCUGGCAGUUCCUCACCGGACAGAAAUCUGCAGACAAAAAGAAAUAAAGAUCUUCAUCUGUGUGUGUGUGUGUGUGUGUGUGUAGCGCUGUGUUUAUGCCUGAUGUGUGUGUGUGUGUGUCAUUCUCUGCUUCUCCCAGAAUCCUCCACUGAUUGGUCAUCAUUAGCCGCUCUGUGUUUGAGUGCAGCUCAGAAAGAGGAUUUCCCUGAGAACAGCUCCACCAGCGCCUCGACUGCUCAAACACACAGCCUUUCACUGAUAAUCCGCUCAAUAAAGCCAUUUUUUAAGUCUU
Danio aesculapii is the source of this 1319-nucleotide messenger RNA. It is a transcript of the gene rgrb, whose product is annotated as retinal G protein coupled receptor b. NCBI's taxonomy places the organism in Eukaryota, Metazoa, Chordata, Actinopteri, Cypriniformes, Danionidae. The coding region runs from base 199 to 1074 and encodes 291 amino acids. Gene Ontology annotation, cellular component: membrane. Gene Ontology annotation, biological process: phototransduction; G protein-coupled receptor signaling pathway; visual perception. The record is from RefSeq and is a predicted model, not a curated record. The transcript has 7 exons. Gene Ontology annotation, molecular function: G protein-coupled receptor activity.